AUGUAUUCUUCAACAUGGCUACUUAUUGCAUUCGCUUUUAUAGCGUUGAAUCUAUACGAGCCGCCGAGUGAAGCAUCGCCAGACCCUCUUCCACCAUCGCUAAAAACUCUUCCACCAGAGUUGAAAGAAAUGAUCGCUCGUUUAGUGGACCCAAUCGGCUUGUUCUCGCUCCGUUUCAUUGACAAGCCAUUCCGCAGGAUCAUUCAACCCCAGAAACAACAGUACAUCGAACACCUCCUGGCUCUUGAGUGCCGUGUGAAAUAUGGAGGCCCUCCCCUACCCUUCAGGAGCUUAUUUGGCAGACCCGUCUGGCGCGGCAGCGCCUUCUUGGCAACGCGCUCGCGAUGGGCCUGUGCCGGAUGCGUGCAACUUCUCCCUUAUUACCAUUUUCAGAACAAAUUCCUGGCCUGGGUGAUCUGGCGAAAGCCCAGGCCCAAGUGCCCUGCCGCCAAGAUCAUUACUUCUUGGGAGCCAGUGCGUGCGAUGAUGGCAACACCGACGCCACUCCCAGCUGAUGGAGGCAGAAGCAUACAAAAUUUGUUUGGCUUCUUAGAAGAGCGUUUUUGGGGCCUCGUGUUGAACCAAGAGGUGCUGAACCGCGCGCGUGGCACUAGCCGACACCAUCGAAAGUGCAACGAGUGUCUCUUCAGGGACGGUUUUUUCGACCUCGCCACCAUCGCCAGAAAUCAUGGCAUGUUUGGGACCGAAAGGUUCCCCAUCAUUUCCAUUGAAUAUCAUCUCAUCAGAUCCCCCGUCGAUCGAUAUUUCCCUGGCAUCCUGGAUACCAUGCAGCAAGGGCGGCCAGUCCUAUCUUUUCUUCAAGUCAUCCCAACACCUUGGACUUUAUGGAUGGCUCGAUGUCCUCGAUGUGCGAAAUGGCAGGAGUUAAGAGCGUUCAGAUUCGGUAUGGAAAUACGUGGGGAUCGGGCCUAG
This is a messenger RNA of Fusarium tjaetaba, 933 nucleotides long. RefSeq lists its product as uncharacterized. The record is from RefSeq and is a predicted model, not a curated record. Bases 1 to 933 code for a protein of 310 amino acids. Lineage: Eukaryota; Fungi; Ascomycota; Sordariomycetes; Hypocreales; Nectriaceae. The transcript has a single exon. Gene Ontology annotation, molecular function: protein binding.